UUCUCUUGUCCCCUCAUUUGGUAACGGCCUGAGCAUGCUCCAAUUCAGCCACCCAUUGCCCCACGAUUGACCGGAGAUUGACUGACUAUACAUUCCAAAACGUUAGAAACAAUCACUCCUUUCCCUCUCAUCUUACCUCCUCCAGCCCUUCCAUGGAGAUCUUCAGCAAAGAGGCCAGAAAACAACACAAUAAUCUCAUAAUCUAAGCCUAGCCUGGAGAGGAGAAGGAGGGGUGCGCGGGAGAGAAGGCUUCUCUUUCUGUUCUUUCUUCUUCCACCUUUCUAUGUUCAUUGGCGUACAGGCCAUUUGCAUUCCCUUCCUGUACGCCAUUAAUUGAUUCUCACCUUCCAACCAUGCCGAAGGCUCUUGCGCUUUCCUUGUGCUCCCACCUUGCUUUUGCAUGCCUCUUUUCCCUCUUCCAUUCCCUUUGCGCGGCCAAUAACGGCCCCAAACCGCUGCUUUUGGCCUGCGGCGGAGCCGCCGGCGUCGACGACGAGGGCCGGAAAUGGGAACCGGACGAGAAGUAUUUGGGAUCCGAGAAAGGAGUUGCGGCCAAAGCGGAUGUCCAGGACCCCUCGCUUCCUUCCCUGGUUCCGUACAUGUCCGCUAGAAUCUUCAAAUCAGAGGCGUCGUACAAAUUCCCCACCGACGCGGCGGCGCAGGCUAAUCGCAUUCUGGUUCGCCUCUAUUUCUACCCGUCUUCGUAUCCCGGUUUCGACAUUUCCAAAUCCUUCUUCUCUGUAUCCGCCGGGGGCGUCACUCUGUUGAAGAAUUUCAGCGCGUUUCAGACCGCCGAGGCCCUGACGCAGGCGUACAUCGUCAAGGAGUAUUUCCUGACCACCGCCCCCACCGUGGAGCUCAAAUUCAAGCCGUCGGAUGGUGAUGGUUCAUUUGCUUUCGUCAAUGCUAUAGAAGUCAUUCAAACGCCGGACAUUUUUGGUUUAGGCUCGAUUUACAUGGCUGGAUUUCCGGACCAAACCCUAACGGUGGAGGACAAGCAAAUGGAGAUGAUGUACAGGUUGAACGUUGGGGGCCAAUACAUUCUUCCCGCCAACGACUCCGGCGGGCUGAUGCGUAGCUGGUUCGAGGAUUCCCCCUUCGUUUUUGGAGGUACCGCCGGAGUGACCGUAGAAGGUAACAAAACGGCAGAGUACGGUGAUACGCCGACGUAUGUGGCCCCGAUCGACAUUUACAAAUCGUACAGAUCUAUGGGUCCAGACGCGAAUCUGAACGAGAAGUAUAACCUAACCUGGGUAUUUCGGGUGGACGUCAAUUUCUCGUAUCUUCUGCGGUUCCAUUGGUGCGAAACCAUGGAAAACGUGACCAAGGUAAACCAGAUCGUCUUCAAUGUGUACGUGAACAACCGGACGGCGGAGGAGAACAUCGAUGUGGUGGCUCUAGGAUCGGAACGACUUGGGAUCCCUGUGGUGCGGGAUUACCUAGUGACCGUCAAAGAUGGCGGCGGAGAUGACCAAAUGUGGGUCGCUCUCCACCCCUCCUCCACCGCACAGUCCAACUAUAUCGACGCCUUCGUCAACGGGAUCGAGAUUUUCAAACUCUCAAACUCUGAGAAGAGUCUGGCUGCUCCCAAUCCUUCAAUGUCAGACAUGAAGAAGAAGUAUGAAUUAGAAGGGGAAAGGGAGGCGCACUUCGAAGAGGGUAAGCCGUUGAUCAGCAAUCCCGCUGUCAUCGGCGGAGCAACCGGGGGAGCAGCGGCGUUUGGGCUCGCAGCCGUCUUGUUCCUGGUCGCGUACAACAGGAAGAAGAGAGUAGCUGGAGAUACAAGCAGCUGGCUCCCGAUCUACGGGAACUCUCACACAUCAUCCAGAAGCAAAUCAGGUUCUGGGAGUCAAAGCUGCGCCACCAUCUCCACCGACGCAGCAGCCAACUGUCGCUACUUCUCGCUGGCAGAAAUCAAACAGGCGACCAAGAAUUUCGACGAGUCGAACGUGAUUGGGGUGGGUGGGUUCGGGAAAGUGUACAAAGGGGUGAUAGAUGGGGACAUGAAGGUGGCAAUAAAGAGGUCGAACCCAUCAUCGGAGCAAGGGGUGAAUGAAUUCCAAACAGAAAUCGAAAUGUUGUCGAAGCUCCGGCACCGGCAUCUGGUGUCCCUCAUCGGAUUCUGCGAAGAAGACAAUGAAAUGGCUUUGGUUUAUGACUACAUGGGGCGGGGGACUUUAAGAGAGCAUCUGUACAACAAAGGCAGCAAUAAGACGACUGGUCUGUCUUGGAAGCAACGGCUGGAGUUGUGCAUCGGCGCUGCUAGGGGGCUUCACUACCUUCAUACCGGAGCUAAAUACACCAUCAUUCACAGGGAUGUCAAGACAACAAACAUUCUUCUGGAUGAGAAAUGGGUGGCAAAAGUUUCAGAUUUUGGAUUAUCAAAAACCGGCCCAGAUAUGAACAAAGGCCAUGUGAGUACAGUGGUGAAGGGCAGCUUCGGGUACCUCGAUCCUGAAUACUUUAGAAGACAGCAGUUGACAGAGAAAUCAGAUGUGUACUCAUUCGGGGUCGUUCUGUUUGAAGUGCUGUGUUCCAGGCCGGCUCUAAACCCAAGCCUUCCUAAAGAGCAAGUCAGUCUCGCCGACUGGGCAAUGAGUUGCUACAGAAAAGGGACGAUCGAAGACAUCGUUGAUCCUCAUAUUAAAGCAGAGAUCAAACCGGAAAGUCUGAAGAAAUUCAUUGAGACAGCGGUCAAAUGUUUAGCUGAUCAUGGCACAGAUAGGCCUUCCAUGGGAGACGUUUUGUGGAACUUAGAAUUUGCACUUCAACAACAACAAGACAACCAAACAGCAGACACAGCUAAGCGAACGAAUUCAAAAUCAUCUCGAAGCGUAGAUUGCGACAAUGAGGUGGAGGAGGAGGAAGGAGAAGUGAUGGAUCAUAAUAGUCUCUUGGCUAUGCAUAGAAGUGUAUUGAGUCUUGGGAGUGAGGAUGGGUUUGACGAGAAUGGUGUGUUUUCCCAAAUUGUCAACCCUUCAGGGAGGUAAUGUAAUGCACGUGGCCGUACAUUUUUUUAAUUAUUGUUGAAAUAAAUAAAAAUGUAUACAUAUAUACACAUUGGUGAUGUACAUUGUUAGGUUAAUUUAACUAAACUAACUCAUAUUAUGAUGCAAAUAUUGAUCUUGUAAGUACUAUUUAGUUGGUGUUGUCCUUAUCACACAUUCAUUUCAUUUGUACUUCCAAUAGCCCAUGGCUGAUGUAUCCAUUAAGUACAGUGUUUGGGGUAUUGAUUGACCAGAUUAGGUUAGACAUGCAUUCGAUCC
Messenger RNA from Cuscuta epithymum, 3266 nucleotides. The record is from the annotation of a GenBank genome assembly. NCBI's taxonomy places the organism in Eukaryota, Viridiplantae, Streptophyta, Magnoliopsida, Solanales, Convolvulaceae.